Molecule: messenger RNA, 1818 nt
Organism: Nicotiana attenuata
Lineage: Eukaryota; Viridiplantae; Streptophyta; Magnoliopsida; Solanales; Solanaceae
Exons: 3
Coding region: 1-1818 (605 amino acids)
Biological process (GO): DNA integration
Molecular function (GO): nucleic acid binding
Source: RefSeq, a predicted model, not a curated record
AUGCAAAGGAAUCAAAUGCAGUAUCAAAAGUCAGGAAACCAUAAGUUUGGAAAUGGCAACCAAAGGGGAACUACUCAAAGAAGCACAACUCUCAACGGAAGGAAAGCUAAGUUCAACCCUAAUGUAACAUGCAGUCAUUGCAAGAAAGUAGGGCAUACUGUCAGUUAUUGUUACAUGAUUAUAUAUUUUUCGGAAGAUUUCGAGUUCACAAGAGGAAAUCAAACACAGACUAGAAGCAAUGGGGCAUUCCAAGUUGAAGGAAAAGAACCUGAUGGAACCAAUAACAAUGAAGCACUCAAUCAACACCUUUCACAUGAUCAGUUCACACAGUUAGUUCAAUUAAUCAAACAGGUCAAGGGAGGAGACUCAAGCAAUUCUGGAAAUAAUAUCAAUGCUAAUGCUGUUGCUGGUACUAUUGCUAGAUGUUCUGGAACUUGCCUUUCAAUUUUUAAUACUAAUACAUGGAUUAUUGACGCUGGUGCAUCUCAACACAUGUUUUGUUUACAACUUCAUUCUAUUCUCUUCUUCACUUUUAGUCACUGUAAGAUGCAGGGGCCUUUAGUGAAGAAGGCACAAGUUUUUGGUAAGGCAAGGGAUGGACUAUACCUUUUGGAGCCAAGUGGAAUCAAACCUAGCACAAGUGUGGAACCAAUUUCUGUUUUAAAUCGAGAUGUUUUUAAUCAGUUGACAGUUUCUUUUCCUGUUUCAGCAAGUUCAGUUUCAGAUGCAAGCUUUUGGCAUAUUAGGGCAGUUUGGAAUUUCCUUAUGAGCACCAAAAGCAAUGCUUUUGGUCUUCUAAAAAAUUUCCUCAUCAUGGUGGAAAGACAGUUUGGUGUAAGGGUACAAAAGAUAAGGUCAGAUAAUGCUUUUGAGCUUGGGAAAGGCACUCAGGAGGCAGCAUUUUUAGCUUCUCAAGGAAUACUACAUCAAACAUCAUGUGUGGCAACCCCUCAACAGAAUGGAGUGGUUGAGAGGAAGCACAGACAUCUAUUGGAAAUUGCAAGGGCCUUAUUGUUUCAGCCUAAGCUUUCUAAUAUUUAUUGGGGAGAAUAUGUUCUAACUGCAACUUAUUUGAUCAAUAGACUGCCUUCUAGGGUCCUCAAAGGAAAGACACCUUAUUUUGUUCUAUUCAAACAGGAACCCUCUUAUGAUUUUUUGAAAUGCUUUGGUUGUCUUUGCUAUGCAUCUACCUUAGUUGCUGGAGGAAGUAAAUUUGAUCCAAGGGCAAAACCCUGUGUGUUCUUGGGUUAUCCAUUGGGGCAGAAAGGAUACAAAGUUCUAGAGUUGGAUACAAGAAGAGUGAGAGUCUCCAGAGAUGUGUACUUUUAUGAAAAUCUGUACCCUUUUGCCUCCACUACUAAACCUAUAAAUUCCUUCUUCCCCGUCACCACACACCUAGACCAAAGUGCAGAAUACUCCUCAGAACAUACUGAAGUUGAGCCAGGAAUUCCUAAUUCACCCUCACCCUCAGUGCCUACCUUUUCUAACCCAAGCAACUCAAGCCACUUUCCUUCAACCACAGCCACAAGUCCUACCUUAUCAUCUAGAUCAUCUACUGUAUCACAUGUUCCUAUAAGCCUUCCUGAAGUCAGAAAAUCCACUAGACCACAUAAUCCACCCUCCUAUCUCCAGGAUUAUGUGUGCAAUUCAGUUUUUCUAACAGAUCUCACAACUUCCUGCUUCACUCCACCCAUUCAGCCUACUGUUUUACCCUUCACAACUCUUUUUUCUACAAAUCAAUCUAUGCUCAAUUCUACUUCCUAUCUUACUGAACCUUCUUCCUAUUCUCAAGCAUCAUUACACCCUGGUUGGCAGUAA